AUGUCUGAAUCAUUUCAAGUCUCUGAUCCUUGCGCUCGCUUAGGCAUCGUAAUGAAUCAAGAUGGCACAAUCACUCGUGACCAAACCAGACUCCCCCGCGUCCCAGCCUCACCUGUCGCCGUCGUAUCCAAAGACAUUGUCGUGAACCACUCAAACUCAACAUGGAUGCGUCUCUACGUCCCCACUACCGCACUAAACGUAGUCGUUUCGACUAGAAAACUCCCUCUCGUUGUCUACUUCCACGGUGGAGCAUUCAUCAACCACAGCGUCGACUUCAAACCAAACCACGAGUUCUGCAACCAUCUGGCGCGUGAGUGCAACGUCGUCGUCGCGUCAGCUUCCUACCGUCUAGCUCCCGAGUUUAAACUCCCGACGGCGUACCUCGACGGAGUUCAUGCUCUGAAGUGGCUAAGACACUCCGAAGACGUGUGGAUCAGAUCUUACGCCGAUCUUUCUAACGUGUUCCUCAUGGGGUCAAACUCCGGUGGUAACUUGGCUUACAACGCCGCGCUUAGAUCCACCAGCGAAUAUCUAACUCCGUUAUUUAUCCGUGGAUUGAUCUUACAGAGACCCUUCUUCGGCGGCCAAAAGCGGUGCGUGUCUGAGCUCAGACACGAGAACGAUCAGGCAGUCGGAGACCUUUGCUGGAAGCUUUGUCUCCCUGACGGAGCUGACCGGGAUCACAAGUAUUCAAAUCCGAGGGUGGGAAAUGAUAUGGAGAUAAUCAGACAGAGGGGAUGGAAGGCGAUGGUGAUUGGAGAAGGAGAAGUAAAAGGAGGUGUGUGGAUAGAUAGGCAGAGAGAUGUGGUGAAGUUGAUGAAGGAGAAGGGUGUUGAUGUGGUGGAGCGUUUUACUGACGAGGGCAAUGUGUUUGCUUCCAUCACAAGUUUCAUUUACUCUUCUGCACCGUUAUGGUCUUUCUAA
This is a messenger RNA of Eruca vesicaria subsp. sativa (arugula), 924 nucleotides long. The record is from the annotation of a GenBank genome assembly. Lineage: Eukaryota; Viridiplantae; Streptophyta; Magnoliopsida; Brassicales; Brassicaceae.